Molecule: messenger RNA, 7817 nt
Organism: Bacillus rossius redtenbacheri
Lineage: Eukaryota; Metazoa; Arthropoda; Insecta; Phasmatodea; Bacillidae
Exons: 11
Coding region: 71-2776 (901 amino acids)
Source: RefSeq, a predicted model, not a curated record
ACCUGGCGACAGCGCACAUAGAGGUCGCGGGUCUGAUGCGCGGCGCGCGGCGGGCAGCGGCAGGCUCGGCAUGGAUGGCUCGCUGGCAGAGGCGCCGCAGGAGAACGGCAAGGAGGAGGGGGCAGUCAAGAUGUCCGGCUACCUGGAGAAGAGGGGCAAGUUCCGCCUGGUGGCCACCUGGAAGCGCUACUGGUUCGUGCUGGAAGGCCGCCUGCUGCUGUACUACGGCUCCGAGCAGGACUACGUGCGGCUGUCGGCGUGCCGCGGCUCCAUCAACAUGGGGCUGGUGUCGUGCGUGCGGCCCGGCGCGGCGCGCGGCGCCAGACUGCACGACGGCUACACCAUCGAGGUGGUGACGCGCACGCAGCGCGUGGUGCUGAGGAUGAAGGAGCGGCCAGUACAGGAGCAGUGGCUGCAGGCGCUGCUCGACUCCAUAGGCUGCCAGCAGGCGGCAGCACCGGCGGCGGGCGGCUCUCUGCACUUCCGCUACUCUAUGGACGCGCUUCCCACCGCUGCUAAGAGCGAGGCGGGCCCGGAGGAGGAGCGGCAGAGCACGCUGCCUCGCAGGGCUCGGCAGCAGGGCCUGCUGCAGCACAUCAAGAAGAUGGGCGGCCUGGAGGCCGUGCUGAAGGCGCGCAACAACAGGUACGGCUCGGCGCGGCAGGAGGGCGCUGCACAGGAGACCCCGGGCCAGCACGGGGCCGCUGCUCUGCGGAACGGCACGGGCGAGGUGGUGGAGAACAGGCUGUACGACCCGAGCGGGGACAGGCCGGAGACUGCCGGGCGGUACGAGGUCGUGGAGGCGCCGGCCGACAGGGAGGGCGAGGUGUACUACAGCUCGCUGGACGAGGAGCGGCCCCAGGAACCCCAGGAGCCGGAGCUGCCGCCCAGACCGCCCGCCGGCUCGGUGUCCGCGGCGGAGGACGACGAGGACGCCGACUACGCCGAGUACUGCAUGCUGGGGGCCGCGCCGGCUUCGACCGGGCAGCGCGCCGACCCUCGCCCCAAGGCCAGGCGCAGGAUGAGCUUCAUCCACCGGCUCAUGGGGAAGUACCACAAGAAGAAGUCCAAGCAUCACAACGGCGUCAACCACGACACUCGGCGGUCGGUGAACGACGGCGUGGAAUAUGACGUGAUAGACUACAAUUCCUUCGAGAGGGACGCGGGCAAAGGGAACAGCGGCGAAGAGGAACCUCACGAGGUGUCCAUGGCGAGUAUGAGCGGUGCCAAGAGCCUGAUGCCCAACAACACGUUCCAAGAGCUCCAGAAGAGACUGAGAGACAGGACGGGUCCCCAACCCUCACCACAAGACCCUGAGGAGCCGGACUACGAGGCGGAGUACGCGGGGUUCGAGGAUGCCCCUCGCCGCCUGCCCGUGCCCGCGCCACGGAGGAACCUGGCCCAGGGCUCCGAGCCGGAGCAGCCUGCGGGCCUGGCCACUGAGGGCGGCCAGCCAGGGGCGGGCGGUCCUCCCGAGCUGCCUCCGAGACGCCUCGUCAGACCCAGGUCCCCAUGGCACGACGUCCCCAGCAACAACUCGCCCAUUUACGGCAACUGCGAGGAGCUGUUCAGCGACGGGCCGCAGGGGUACGCGGUGGUGAGGAGCCGCUGGCAGGCGGCGGAGGCGGGGGGUGCCGCGCAGUGGACUCGCGAGCGACGCCAGGUGACCUUCCCCAGCCGCCUGGGGCAGCGCGCGGGGCCUGGCGACGCGUCGCCCCCGCCCGGCCCCGCGCUCACGCUGGUCCUGGCCACCGUGCACUCGGAGGACGGCGGGUGUGGAGGAGAGAACACCACGAGUGUCCCGCGAGUUGCUGAGGGCACAAAGCCGGCAGCCUCUCCUCCUGCCCCGGCUCUGAUGAAAACGAACACGUACAUCGAUCUCAUAAGUGAAGGUGAACAUGAAGCUAUAAACCUGGAUGAAGAAUCAUCAGAAUGCGAUGAUGAGAGUCAUACCUGUAUAACUGUUGGUGAAAUCACAUUAGCAGAUAUCCACGAUUGUUCAAGGAAGGUUACUGACAGACUACAGAACACAAAUGACAGUGCCUUAGGAAACGAAGAGGUGAGCGAGGACAUGGCGCCCGACAGCCUGAUGUCCGACGACGCCUCUCAGUGCUCCGCGAGCUGGGACAUGAGCCGGUGGGUGGCAGAGGAGGGCAAGAGCAGGGAUGCCCCUGCCUGCCCCGCAUGCAGUCCUGGGGACGGAGCAAGGCCCCUCCAGUGCGUGCUGCUGCCCGUGGCCAAGAGACACUCGGACGAGCUGAACGACGUCCAGGAAGACGUGGAGAGGGUGGAGCUUCGCAGACCUACGGGGGACGCCCUCGCCUGCCCCGCAUGCAGCCCUGGGGACGGAGCGAGGCCCCUCCAGUGCGUGCUGCUGCCCGUGGCCCAAAGACACUCGGACGAACUGAAUCUUCUCCUGGCACAGCUGGCAGAAAUAACGAGCGCACCACUGCUGUCUCCCGGUGUCACCAUCAGCCUCGUGGACUUCCCCGAAGGCCGCACGCACGGCUCCGAGCUAGACGAGUGGGCGGCCGUCGGGCCAAUCAGGCGUCGCCGCCACUCCGACCCCGACUACGACGUGCCGCGGCCCCACCGCUCCCUGCUGCUGCCUGGCGGGGACGCUGGCGAGGCAGCACAGGCGCCCAGGUGCCUCGGCCGGCCUCCGCCUCGCCCUUGUGCCCAGGACGUCAGGAGCGGCAAGGACCAAGUCCUGGAGCACGCAUGCACCCCAGCUUCCAGUAUUACUCCAGAUUCUCUGGAACUGGAGCAGUCUUGAUGUCCGGUUGUCCUGAUGCUGUGUGGGAAUGACACCCACAUUUCUUCAAGCAUAGUUGUUUAUUCUGGCAAUUGUAUAUAUUCAUUCUAUUUUGAUGGCCAUGUUCAGUUAUCUGUUCUUAAUUGGUAAAGAUGUGCAAAAUUCACAAUUUUUUUCUGGCACUGACUUGCAAACUGCAGUCAAAUCAGUCUUCUGUUCAUUGGCUGUGAUCUCUGGAUGUUCCCCAUGAUUGAUUGUUUGAAAGAAAGAUUUUUAAAUUCUUGUUAUUUAGUAUUUUCAGGUUGAUCACAAUGUACACAAGUUUUUAUGGUCCCAACAAGGCGUAAGAAAGGGGAGAUAUCAGGAUACAUCCCUGACCAACAUUCAUUAGAAUAGAGGUUGUCAUUUGUCAUUGCCUUUUUGAUGGCAGUUUAAAUGCUGUGAUAAAGUGAAGUUUAAAAAGAAUAGCCUUUUCCUGGUUCAAACUGUUGCUAAAUAGUAUGUGAAUUUUGCAGUUCAUCAUUGAUUUUUUGUAUAAAAUGAAAAUCCUUUUUUCCUAGUGAAUUACUAGGCAAUAUUACGGUUCUGUUAAUGUCAGUUUAGAGAAUUGAAAUUAUUAAACUACCACGAAACAAUCCAAUGCUACACACAAUAAACAAUAAAUUAUGAAGACCACACUGCAAGUACGCAAGUAUGAAUGCAGGGAAUAGAUAGUCCGUACCUGCUUCUCGAGAAAUAAUGACAAAGAUAGUGUAAACCUGGGUUUGUGCAGUUCUGACGUGUUAGUAGGCAAUUGUUCGGAAUAAUUCAUUGCCUCGGUGCUUGGAAGUUCCGGUUUCUGGUGGAAGUUCUUUGAUUUUUUUUUGGUGCACAAGUUUUCCCUCAUAGUAGGACAAAAAUUAUGUUCAUUGCUAAUCAAAUUAAUUCGAAACCUUACAAGUUAAUGUGAAACACACAAAUCAUGUUUAUGGUUAUGGCCGGUAAUGUUUACAAAAUUAUGUUUUUUUUUAAAUGGGGUUUGAAAAUUUGAACGUUACGUAAUUUUGGGGGGGGGGGGGGGGGGGAACAUAACACAAUUGUUUUCCCCCAGUAAUUUAGUUUCUCUCAACAGACCUGCAGAGGGACCCCAUGAUGUAUUUUUGGAAUAAUACAGUGUUUUCUCGCAUAAUCGUCGCACAUAUUAUUCUAAAAUCAAGUUUGAAAAGUAGGAGUGUGACGAUUAUGCAGAAAAAAAAUUUUUUGUUAGAUAAAGAUAUUCAUAAAAACAAAACCCAUUCAUGGAAAGUUCGUUUAUUUAAAAAGGGAAGUAUUAAAGGGCACGCCAAACAAUUUUAAUUAAUAAGUCCUACAACAAAAACCUUUAUUCAACUUUAAAAAGAAAAACAUCUGUGAUCCAAAUGCAAGCCGAAUGAAUGCGUAACUAUCGUAGUACACAACACAAAAGCAUACGGGCUAUCAAAUUUAGCUAACUCGGCACCUGAUAGAGAGCGCGCGUUGCAUGAACUCGGCGAGAUAUCAAUAUUCGGCUACGUGCGCGCGCUCUAUAUGGAAAGCAACAUAACCAAACAUUAAUGAUUGCAACGAGCGCUGGCUACAGUUUUGUACGGUAUACCAUCGCGGCGACGCUGACGAACGGAUGAAGGUUAUACAGUAGAAUCUCAGUACUAAGUACUUACAGGGACCUCCAGUUUUUAUACUUAGUACUGAAAGUACUUAGUACUGAAAAAUACAUACAUAUAAUCACUUUAAAUAAAAAAUUACAAAAUGAAUCAAAAAUAGCAUUAUUAUAACACACUGCAUUAAUAUUGAUGACUUAGUACAGAAAAAUACAUACAUAUUAUCACUUUUAAAGAAAAAAAAACAUAAUUAUAACACAUGGCAUUAACAUUUAUGACUAAGUACUGAUAAAUACAUACAUAUUAUCACUUCAAAGAAAAAAAAUCAUAAAAUUAAUCAAAAAUAGUUAUAACAACACAUGGCAUUAACAUUGGCGAAUACAUUACAUCAGUUUCUGCAAAACAAAAGUUCAUUUAUUUUUUAAAAAAUUUUGUUAUUUCAGUUUGUUUUUGAUUUUUAAUGAUGCUCUGUUGAACAAAAUGUUCUAUGUUGUGCAAAGAUUUCCUGAUCUCUUCUGGGACCUUUUCAUGUUUAGAGAUAAAUUUGUUUAGUUUUUCUACACUCAGAACAGCUUCCGUUGCAGUCACAGGUAGCUCUUCACAGUCAGAAUCAUCAUCUGAUUCAGCUUUUGAUGACUGUGAUUGAAUGACUUCACUGAUGAUAUCACUGUCGGUCAACCCUGGUGUUGUUUCUAUUUCGUUAUCAGCAGAGGCAUAGUCUGUGAAUGAUACAGCAUCAAACUGCAUGGAGGCUGAUACUUCCUGCCAUACUUGGGGGUCAAUAUCAUUGGUUUCACAUGUUUGUGCUGCAGCUGCAGUCUGGCUUGCAUCCUGGUCUGAUGAUGUUGCAGUGAUCUCAUCAGCAUUACAGUUUACAAUGCCAGACUUCCUCCAGCAGUUAGCAAUUGUCUCUUUCUGGACAUUCCACCAGCCACCGGUGAUCAUCUCAAUAGCCUGACGAACAUUGAUGUUGGUGGGCAAUUUCAAUCUCAAAUUGAUGAGCAGCCUUUCGACCAGGCGUUUUCGAAAAUUGACCUUGGCAUUUUGAAUAAUGCCUUGGUCAAGUGGCUGCAACUGAGAAGUGCAGUUUGGAGGCAAAAACAUAAUUUUGAUGUUUUCCAAUCUAACAUCAACACUGUGUGCUGCGCAGUUGUCAAUCAACAAAAGAAUUUUUCUUCCUUCUUUUUGCAUCUCUUUAUCGGUUUUAACCAACCAAUUGGAGAAAAGUUCUCUUGUCAUCCAUGCACGAGUGUUAUUUGCAUAAUCUGCAGGAAGACAAGAAACUCCCUUGAAGCACCUGGGAUUCUUGUGUUUGCCAAUGAUUAGGGGCCGCAGUUUUUUUGUGCCAGUGGCAUUGCAACAGAACAAGACAGACAACCUUUCCUUUGCUUUUUUUCCUCCAGUGCACUUCUCACCUUUAUACGCCAUUGUUCUGUUUGGCAAAAGCUUGUAAAAAAAAGCAGUUUCAUCAGCGUUGAAAAUAUCAUCCAUUGAGUAAGACUUAAAAAUUAUUUCCAGCUUUUCUUCCUUCCACUGGUUUGCCGCCUCUGUGUCUGCAUCCUUAUCCUCCCCACACACAACUUUCCAUGAUAUGCCAUGUCGUUCCCGGAAGCGAUGCAACCACCCUGAACUGGCUUGGAAGUCCGUUAUGUCCAUAAGCAAAGCAAAUUGCUUUGCUUUUGCUUGUAGCAUGGGACCAUUUACUGGAACAUUUUUUGAACGAGUUUCUUUCAACCAUUUGUUCAAAGCUUCUUCUAGACCUUGGUGAUCUCCGGAACGAAGCCUUUUGCGGUCACAAUCAAACAAAGAUUCGUCGUACAUUUUUUCAAUUUUUGCACGGUCUUUCACAAUUGUACUUACAGUCGUCGCCGCAACGCCGUAUGACUUCGCAACUUCAACCUGCUUUUUACCUUUAUCCAGUUCUUUAAGCAUUUCCACUUUUUCUUUAAGCGUGAAUUGUUUUCUUUUUCUUUUAUUUCCAGAUUCACUCAUUGUAGCACUAACACGUGGCGUCUAAAAACAGUAACAUGAAAAUGAAUUCCAAACAACACUCAACAGUAAUCACGGCACGGAUUUAACCAUACGUACAUUAGCGGGACACUUUCCACUGAAUUAAAUACACUUUUACCUCGCGCUUUGUGUUUCGAUGUAUCGAAUGCCGAUGUGUUGUAUACAUUACGUGUUGCGUACGUAUGUAUAUUCAUCUAUGGUACAGGCGCACAAACGUUUGUUUUGAUUAUAUUUAGAGGUUAUAUUUUACGGUGCGGUGGUGUAAGUGGUUUCUGUUUAUUCUUUCGAUCACAUUCGCUAUUUAGCUCGACGUUUGUUUACUAUUUUAUGUAAGUUUUGUGGCAGCAGUGCCAAGCUGCCAGUGAAAAUUAUACGUUAUAGUGAACAUUAAGAUACUUUAAACUGAAACAAUUUUGCAUUGUAAACAUACACUUUUUGGCGGGGAUUUGAAAAAAAUACGUUAAAGUGAAAAAUACGUUAAAGUGAGGUACGUUGUACCGGUAUUCCACUGUAAUGUUUAAAAAGUCUUUAAAAGAAAAUUUACACGUCAGACAACUUCGUAUUUCCGUUAAUUAAAUAAGUAAGUGGUAAUGUCCGAAUGUAUAUUAGAUUUCUAUUUUAAAAUACAUUGCUUUAUACGGAAAAAAUACCCACACAAAGCACUUGGAAUCUAAUAGCGGGACCAAAAACAUUAUGCAACGUUUACGCGAGAGGUUUUGUUUUAUCCAAAUUUUGACGCCCUAAAAUAUGGCUGCGACGAUUUCGCGCGUGCGACCAUUAUGCGAUAAAAGACGGUAAGUUGAAAUUUUGAUUUGGAUUGAAUGUUAUUCCUUUUCAUCUAAGCAAUUGCCUGAAGAAAUGAUUUGUACGUUCUGCUGCUUGGAAGGGAACGGGAAAGGGCUCAAAUCUCUCCUUGUAACGCAAAGCAGCAUCUCUCUGUUGCUCUUGACACUGGCCAAUAAGAGGAAUUGUGACUCAUUCCAAGAGUCCACACCAACCACCAUUACAGUUAGCUAGUUAGUUUUAUAUAUAUCACGUGGGUUGUUCCAGCGGAAGCUAGUAACCCAAGUGCAAGCAGGAGUGUUUUCACGAAUUAAAAAUGUGCGCAGACUUUAGUUCCUGUUAGUGUGCCUGAAAUGACGAUGCUAUGUGAAUUCUCGGAUGUUUGAGACAGGGGCCUUAUGUAUUAUUAUGUAAAUCACUUAUUUCAAUUUUUUUAUCAAUAAAAAGCUAUGUAUGUAUAGAUUAUGCCUAUCAGAACAUUACAAGGCAAACAGUACAAGAUUUGCUAAACUAUGUUUUAUUUUAAACUCUAAAACACAGGGGCCAUGUGCCUGACUGACAUAUUUCAACAAAAAGUUGAUUGCACUACAGCUAUACCAAAAAUGUUUGUACAAAAUGUUUAUUGUGACAAGAAUAAAAUUAUUUUUGUUGAA